Molecule: messenger RNA, 1656 nt
Organism: Suhomyces tanzawaensis NRRL Y-17324
Lineage: Eukaryota; Fungi; Ascomycota; Pichiomycetes; Serinales; Debaryomycetaceae
Product: sugar porter family MFS transporter
Exons: 1
Coding region: 1-1656 (551 amino acids)
Biological process (GO): carbohydrate transport; transmembrane transport
Cellular component (GO): plasma membrane
Molecular function (GO): carbohydrate:proton symporter activity
Source: RefSeq, a predicted model, not a curated record
AUGUCACACUCUGAAGCUGCAUCUGGUGUUCAGACACCUGUCGCCUCCUCCAUCAUGGAGAAGGAAGAAAAGUUGGAUCAAUCCAACACUCCUACUGAUCUUGCCCCAUCCUUGUCGGAAAAAUCGGUUAGAAACUACCUUUCCACCUGUUUCUUCUGUUUGUUAGUUGCCUUUGGUGGUUUCGUUUUUGGUUUCGAUACCGGUACUAUUUCUGGUUUCGUUAACAUGUCUGAUUUCUUGGAAAGAUUCGGACAAACUCACGCUGAUGGAACCUUCUACUUGUCUAACGUUAGAGUUGGUUUGUUGGUUUCCAUUUUCAACAUUGGUUGUGCUGUUGGUGGUAUUUUCUUGUCCAAGAUUGCUGACAUCUACGGAAGAAGAUGGGGUUUGAUGUUCUCCAUGUUGGUCUACGUUGUCGGUAUUGUGGUACAAAUUUCUUCCACUGACAAGUGGUACCAGUACUGUGUUGGCCGUGCUAUCACCGGAUUGAGUGUCGGUACUGUCACUGUUUUGGCUCCUAUGUUCAUCAGUGAAUCCUCUCCAAAGUCGUUGAGAGGUACUUUGGUCUACUGUUUCCAAUUGUGUAUCACCUUUGGUAUUUUCAUCGGUUACUGUGUCACCUACGGAACCAAGAAGUUGAGUGGUUCCAGACAAUGGAGAAUUCCAUUGGGAUUGUGUUUCCUUUGGGCUAUCUUCUUGGUUGUUGGUAUGCUCUGUAUGCCUGAGUCCCCACGUUACUUGGUUGAAAAGCACAGAAUUGAAGAUGCUAAGAAGUCCAUUGCUAGAUCCAACAAGGUUCCAGUCGAAGACCCAUCUGUCUACACCGAAGUGCAAUUGAUCCAAGCUGGUAUUGACCGUGAAGCUCUUGCUGGCUCCGCUUCCUGGGGUGAAUUGAUCACUGGUAGACCAGCCAUUUUCAGAAGAGUCAUCAUGGGUAUUAUGUUGCAAUCCUUACAACAAUUGACUGGUGACAACUACUUCUUCUACUAUGGUACCACCAUUUUCCAAGCUGUUGGCUUGAAGGAUUCUUUCCAAACCUCCAUCAUUUUGGGUAUUGUUAACUUCGCUUCUACCUUUGUGGGUAUCUGGGCCAUUGAAAGAUUUGGUAGAAGACAAUGUCUUUUGACCGGUUCCGCUGCCAUGUUUGUGUGUUUCAUCAUUUACUCCAUCAUUGGUUCCGUUCACUUGUACAAGGAUGGCGAAUACAACAAUGACAACACUUACAAGCCAUCUGGUAAUGCUAUGAUUUUCGUCACCUGUCUUUACAUUUUCUUCUUUGCAUCUACCUGGGCCGGUGGUGUUUUCGCCAUUGUUUCCGAAUCCUACCCAUUGAGAAUCCGUUCCAAGGCCAUGGCCACUGCCACUGCUGCCAACUGGAUCUGGGGUUUCUUGAUUUCUUUCUUCACUCCAUUUAUCACCUCCGCUAUUCAUUUCUACUACGGUUUUGUGUUUACCGGCUGUUUGCUUUUCUCCUUCUUCUACGUUUACUUCUUCGUUAACGAAACUAAGGGUUUAAGUUUGGAGGAAGUCGAUGAGUUGUAUGCUCAAAAGAUCUUGCCAUGGAAGUCUAGCUCUUGGGUUCCACCAAGCCCUGAAGAAAUGGCACACUCUACUGGUUUUGCUUCUGAGGCUAAGGCUAAUGAUGAGCAAGUUUAA